GUUCAGUGAGAGAAAUCUUUCUUUUCCUCUAAAUAUUUCUAGCAAACGUGCAUAAAAAUAUUUAAAGAUGUCUCUCGUCAUACCAGAAAAGUUUCAGCAUAUUUUGCGUAUCAUGAGUACCAACAUUGAUGGUAAACGCAAGGUUCCAAUUGCAAUGACAGCAAUCAAGGGAGUUGGACGUCGUUAUUCCCAUGUCGUUCUCAGAAAGGCUGAUGUCGAUACUGACAAAAGAGCUGGAGAAUGUACAGAAGAAGAGGUCGAGAAAAUCGUCACAAUCAUUUCCAAUCCACGUCAAUACAAAAUCCCAGAUUGGUUCCUCAACAGACAAAAGGAUAUCAUUGAUGGUAAAUAUUCACAAUUGACAUCUUCAUUAGUCGAUUCAAAGUUGCGUGAAGAUUUGGAACGUCUUAAGAAGAUCCGUGCUCAUCGUGGUAUGCGUCAUUAUUGGGGACUACGUGUUCGUGGACAGCACACAAAGACCACAGGACGUCGCGGACGUACUGUAGGUGUGUCAAAGAAGAAGUAAACAUUCUUACAUGCUAUUUGUGCAUUAUCAAUAUCAAUGCACUGUUUUUGUAUAAUGCAUCAUGUCUGCAUUAACUUG
Messenger RNA from Chironomus riparius, 604 nucleotides. NCBI's taxonomy places the organism in Eukaryota, Metazoa, Arthropoda, Insecta, Diptera, Chironomidae. The record is from the annotation of a GenBank genome assembly.